Trichoderma atroviride IMI 206040 is the source of this 1368-nucleotide messenger RNA. RefSeq lists its product as uncharacterized. The record is from RefSeq and is a predicted model, not a curated record. Lineage: Eukaryota; Fungi; Ascomycota; Sordariomycetes; Hypocreales; Hypocreaceae.
GCCACUGCUCAGGCCGCUUCGGCUACCGGCUCGCAGAAGCAUCGGGCCUGCGACGAGUGCCAGCCCGGCGGCUGCUCGCGCUGCCAAAAGGAGGGCAUCGCAUGUGUUUACUCGCCGCAGAAGCCCAUGGGCCGUCCCCGGAAACGGCGCCAUGCACCGCCUGUCAUGCCCCACAACACCACUGCCCACCAGCACAACCACUGCCAUCAACCUCAACCUGCGGUGGCAUCAGAUCUGGCUGUGCACUUGUUGAGCCAGCCGCUGCCAUCAGACAUGUCCUCUUACCUGAACCUAUCGCCCGAAUAUAGCACCGACGACUCGACUUCACUUCUGAUGGACGACAGCGGGGCACUUGCUCACAUUCCACGCCACAGCCAAGGGCUUUUUGACGGUACAGCCAUGCCUGUCAUGAGCCUGAAUCAAGCUGGUCUUUUUGAGGAUAUUAGCUUUGACGAAAUAGAGACAGACUCGUCUGCCUCUUCCAUGACUAAAGAUUUCAACGACUCCCUUCAAAAAUACAUGGUUUCUCAGUAUUUGGACCCCCCAGCACCUAGCGACAGUCCCAGUACCAAUACCAGCACGCACUCUGGCUGUUUUGGAUCGGCAAAGUCGCACCCGACCGCCUCUUGCGACUGCCUUUCCUCUCUCACACAAGCACUUGGCUCCCUGAAUCGCCUACCGACGGAUGUGAUAUCUGCCAUGCAAGUUGCUCGCGAAACCACAAAGGUUGCUUAUGACACCCUCAGCUGCGCUGAUUGCUAUGGAGACAUGUACGACCUGUCCAAGCCGUCACCCGUCUCUCGCUUCCAAAAUAUGAUGUGCCUCGCCGCACUUGUUCCCUCUGCCUGCAACGCUUAUGCUACGAUUCUGGAAAUGGUCGAUAGAGAUGUGGAGCGAGCCAAAGGGGAAAACCAGUUGCUGUAUUUCAACUUUAAAGACGUUGGUGGGAUAUGGGGGAAUCUCAUCGACGAAAAGGGCCCCACCACUCCUGAGUGCGCACUUCUCAGAAGCUUCCACGACCGAUACCUGGAACCAGAAAUCUGGAAGGCCACUAUCCGAGCUAUUCUCAAAGUUGAGGUGUAUGGGUUCAAUCAGAAGACGGCGUCUGUCUCGAGCACGGUAGACUGCAGCGUGUCGCCAACCGCCUUCUUGCACUGCGGACUGAAGGAUGUCAUUACGCUAAUCGACGAGAAGAACCAAAAGAGGCACGACAUUGCAGAUGCUCUCAUGGAGGCGAACUACGCUUUGCCUGACAAUCAUUACCUUUUGUUCCCAGGCCCACCGAAGCCGUGCCCCCGCGAGGAUAGGCAGUGUGUGCGCAUGCUGGAUAUGGCGAGGAUGGCGCUGAGUAAUUUGGCUAUAUCGUGA